Cladocopium goreaui is the source of this 570-nucleotide messenger RNA. NCBI's taxonomy places the organism in Eukaryota, Dinophyceae, Suessiales, Symbiodiniaceae. The record is from the annotation of a GenBank genome assembly.
AUGAAUAUGGUUCAAUAUAGCAUCUUCAACAUGAAGAUUGCCAUUUUUUGUGUAAAUACAUCAUUUUCGAAGCCAGAUGGUAUUCACCUCAAUAAGUUGGGAGAUAGGCUUAAAACCCUCAAGUUUUUUUUGCCCAUCCACAUGGCCCCUGGUUCCAUUUUCCACCAAGGCCGACUCGAAGUCAGUUGGCCUCUGCCUCGCACCUGGCCACAUCAAUGGUGCGUGGAGCUGGGGCAACCACCAUCAAUGCAGCACGCACGGCGGUGCAUGCAGCAGUUGAUAGCACCAGUCCAACGGCUUCCCUGGGCGCAGUGCCUUUUGUGGAUGUGCUUUCUACCGGUGCUAUGGCUGUGCACGCAGCAGCGGAUGCGGCAGCUGCAGUUUCGCGUCGGCUCCAACGAGGGAACCAAAGGACACUGGAGUCGGAGAAGGAGCAAAUCCCGACCUCGUUUUAGGCCGGGGCCCCGGGGCCGGUGGGUCGACAUGGUGCCGACAUGUUGCUCCAUGGAGGACCCGAUUUUCUGGCAAUUUUACUGGGAACAUUUACCAUCAAUAUACCCCCAAUGUUAG